Messenger RNA from Salarias fasciatus (jewelled blenny), 3094 nucleotides. Its product is annotated as homer protein homolog 1-like. The transcript has 9 exons. The record is from RefSeq and is a predicted model, not a curated record. The coding region runs from base 568 to 1638 and encodes 356 amino acids. Gene Ontology annotation, biological process: G protein-coupled glutamate receptor signaling pathway. Gene Ontology annotation, molecular function: G protein-coupled glutamate receptor binding. Lineage: Eukaryota; Metazoa; Chordata; Actinopteri; Blenniiformes; Blenniidae.
CGGCUGCACCAGCUUAAUUCGGCCAGAAAGCACACUCCCUCUCGCUGACAGCCUGGACCCGAGUUGAGCUCGAUAAUCCCGCGUUUAACUGAGUUUUUUAUCGGCUAACGGAGGGUAGCAGCCACUAGCGUCUGCCCCGCCGCCGCCGCUGCUGCUGCUGCUGCGUUCUCGGUCAUCAUGCAUGCACCGACACGUUUGUUCGGAUGAAACCAACACCCAGCCUCCCUCCCCUGUUCUCCUGCGAAAGAAGUGAUGCACCCAAGGGCAUAAACAACACAGCGAGCCAUGUCGGACUGAAAACAAACAAGCGCACGGGCAGGCGGGCAGGGCAGCGGAGAGGCUCCGCCGGCGGCCGUCAACUCACAGCGAGCGGAGCGGCUUUAUUUAGAGGGAGAGCGGAUCAAAAGCUGAGGGCCAGCCUCCACACACACACACAGACACACACACACUCUCUCUCUCUCACACACACACAUACAUACACACACACUCAGCCUGUUCGCACCGCCCUCCAGAGACCACCGAACAGGAUCAUUUUCGACUCAAACUUGGCAGCCAGAUCCAGCUAAAAUGGGAGAGCAGCCCAUCUUCAGCACUCGGGCCCACGUCUUCCAGAUCGACCCAAGCACCAAGAAGAACUGGGUUCCCACGAGCAAGCACGCCGUCACGGUCUCCUACUUCUUCGACAGUACGAGGAACGUUUACCGGAUCAUCAGUCUGGACGGGUCAAAGGCCAUCAUCAACAGCACCAUCACGCCUAACAUGACCUUCACCAAGACGUCGCAGAAGUUUGGUCAGUGGGCCGACAGCCGGGCCAACACCGUCUACGGCCUGGGAUUCUCCUCCGAGAGCCACUUGGUCAAGUUUGCAGAUAAGUUUGCAGAGUUCAAGGAGGCGGCGCGGCUAGCCAAGGAGAAAUCUCAGGAGAAGACGGAGCUCACCAGCACUCCCUCUCAGGAGUCUGCGCCGGGUGACCUGCAGUCGCCUCUGGCCUCGGAGGGCGUCAACGGCACAGACGACGAGAGAGUCACGCCGGAAACACCUCAGCCCCCCGAAGCCAGAGCAGAGCCCUCCCAGAAUGCACUGCCCUUCUCACACAGCUCGUCCAGCAUCAACAAGCACUGGGAGGCGGAGCUGGCGGCCCUGAAGGGGAACAACGCCAAGCUGACGGCGGCGCUGCUGGAGUCCACGGCAAACGUCAAGCAGUGGAAGCAGCAGCUGGCGGCCUAUCAGGAGGAGGCUGAGAGGCUACACAAACGGGUGACGGAGUUGGAGUGCGUGAGCGGCCAAACAACAGUGAUCAAGUCUCAAAAGACCGAACUCAACCAAACGAUAGAGGAGCUGGAGCUGGCGCUGAGGGCCAAAGAGGAGGAGCUGGAGAGACUCAAAGCAGAGGUCGAGAGUGCCAAUGAGUUCAGGACUCAGAGAGACUCCCUCACACAGAAGCUGCACGACACGGAGUCGAGGAACAGCACGCUGGAGGCUCAGCUGGGGGACCUGGAGCAGCGGCUGGAGGGCAUCCAGCUGGAGAGGGAGACCUUCCGGAAGAGCCUGCGCUCCCUGCUGGAGCUGCUCGACAGCAAGAUCUUCGAGCUGACGGAGCUGCGCGACACACUGGCCAAACUGAUCGAGGGCAGCUAGAAAGACCCACAACCCCCACCCCCCCACCCCCGCCCCCGCCCCCAGUGACAACACAGCAGCCAGCACUCUGAGGAUCUCUCCAAACCUGCAUGUCGGGCGCGUCAUCGUCACCCACAACUUGAAGUUUCUUUUCUCCCACGUUAAAGUUUACACACGACUUUAUGCAUUUAAGGCGCACACACAAACACACAAACAAACACACAUUUUGCUAUGUUGUUUACAAAAAAGGAAGAAAAAAAAACAGCCAAGUGAAGCCUUCUCUCUGCUCCACUCUGGAAACUUCUUUUCUUUUGGCUCCUUCGUGUCACAAACUGUUCAUAAAAGACGAUUUUCGCGUUGGUGCAACUGCUUUUUUUCUUCUUCUUCUUCUUUUUUCUCGUCUUCACUAAAAAUGAUGAGAAAAACCCACGUCAGCCAAAAUAACCUCCUCCACACUGAGAUUUUUUUUUUUUUGUUUUGCUUUGUGAACUCCGAGGCCAAAGCAUCGAGGAGGAAGAGGAGGAUGUGGCUUCGAACCGUGGAGGGAUUUGCCAAACCAGGCAGAGAGGAGGACAUCAUUAUGUCUUAUAUUCUUAUAAAAAUAUAUGAGCAAUACACAGAAAGAAAAAAAAAAAAAAGAGGGCGCAUAUCGAGGGUUAAUAAACACUUAUCACUCUCACUUUCAGGUACUUUUACUGCUCUCUUGGAUAGACCGCGAAGCAAGGCGGGAUUUUACUCAAUAGGCUUUUCUUUCUAUACACUUUUUUUUAAACAGAAUAUAACAAAUUCAUAGUGCACUUGUAAAAAAAAAAAAAUAAUAAUAAUGAUAAAGGAGUGAGUGUGUGACUGCGUGUGUGUGUGAGAAUCUGAUGUUUAUUUUCCCCUCCUUUCAUGUUUCCGUUUCCCCUUUUUAAUUUAUUGUUAAAAUUACCGAUUUAAUUCUGGUGUACAAAAAGCAAAAAUGUCUUUAUUUACAUCUCACUUUAUCUUUUUUAUCGUAUGGUACGUGGCUGUCAAGGGUUUUUUUUUUUGGUUGUUUUUGGAGAAACUGGCAAUAUUUUUGAAGUAUUUAUGAAAAAAAGGAAGGCUGGAAUUCCAGAGAAUCUGUUGUUUCCUUUUUUGCCAAAUAAUGUUUUCCUGUACAGAUUUUCAAUAUUUUGCUGAUGUUGCCUUUGGUACAGAGAUGCAUCAAUGGUAGCUAACAAGCGGUACUUUUUUUGGUUGUUUUUUUUUUUCCUUGUGGGAUUUAAUAUUGCCAAAAAUUAAAGAGGAAUACGAUACAGUGUGCAACACCUGAAGAUCACUUACUUAAGGGCUUGUCGUCGUCGUCGGUUCGGGAGGCUCGGAUGACGUGAUCGCAGUGAAAAUUGUGAAUGAUGCAGCUGGAAUGGAAGAGACGUAUGAGAAAGGACUUAACUGUUGAUUAUACCACAUGCUUAAAUACACAAAUUGUAAUUUUGAGUUUAUAGUAAAAAAA